CCAAUGAGGGCAUCAACAACCAUGUCUGAAGUCGCCCCCGCCGCGCCACCUGCUCCCGCUGCGGAGAAGACACCGGUGAAGAAGAAGGCCAGCAAGUCCGCCGGCGGCUCCAAGCGCCAGGCGUCCGGGCCAUCGGUGUCCGAGCUCAUCACCAAGGCCGUGGCCGCCUCCAAGGAGCGCAGCGGCGUGUCGCUGGCCGCGCUCAAGAAGGCGCUGGCAGCCGCGGGCUACGACGUGGAGAAGAACAACAGCCGCAUCAAGCUGGGCCUCAAGAGCCUGGUGAGCAAGGGCAUCCUGGUGCAGACCAAGGGCACCGGCGCCUCGGGCUCCUUCAAGCUCAACAAGAAGGCGGCCUCCGGGGAGGCCAAGCCCAAGACCAAGAAAGCGGGCGCGGCCAAGCCCAAGAAGGCUGCUGGGGCGGCCAAGAAGGCCGCGGGGUCAGCCACCCCCAAGAAGAGCGCUAAGAAGACCCCGAAGAAGGCGAAGAAGCCGGCGGCGGCUGCAGGAGCCAAGAAAGUGACCAAGAGCCCGAAAAAGGUGAAAGCAGCGAAACCCAAGAAGGCGCCCAAAAGUCCAGCCAAGGCCAAAGCCCCCAAGCCCAAGACGGCCAAGCCAAAGGCAGCCAAACCCAAGAAGGCUGCCCCCCAAAAGAAGUGAGGAGUGAGACUGUCUGAGAAUACAAAGGCUCUUUUCAGAGCCACCCAAGCAAUCUGGUAAAGAGCUUGUGAUGUACUUGCACUGGAUGGGGGUUGGGGGUGGAGGAUGGAGGGACUGUUUAUAUACUUUCUGGUUCUUAGCGGUCUGCAUAGUAACACAAGCAAGUACACAAGUACUUUUACCAGAAAGGAUCCUGCACUGUAAAGAGAGUAUAUACAAGGUUAGCACUUGCUCUUGCAGCUUUUCACUCAAAAGUUGAUGCUGCAGACCAGCCAUGGUGAUUACAAGUAUCAUGCUGUAGACAUUUUUUAUUGCUCAGUGUGACUGAGGGCUAUGCGUGAGCAUUUGUGUACCAUUUGGGAGUAGAAAAUGCAGACCAGCUUCCACUUAAAAAAAUAAAGCUGUUCAGAGCCA
Molecule: messenger RNA, 1071 nt
Organism: Phyllostomus discolor (pale spear-nosed bat)
Lineage: Eukaryota; Metazoa; Chordata; Mammalia; Chiroptera; Phyllostomidae
Product: histone H1.4-like
Exons: 2
Coding region: 4-657 (217 amino acids)
Biological process (GO): nucleosome assembly
Cellular component (GO): nucleosome
Molecular function (GO): structural constituent of chromatin; DNA binding
Source: RefSeq, a predicted model, not a curated record